AAAAUAAUAUUGAUGAUGCAAAGUUCAUAAGUGCAGACCUGAAAAACACAAACUGUUCAGGUCACGGGUGCCACACAUAAGGUUCGGGGAUGACUUGGCAUAGUGUAAAACUAUGAACUGCUCCUCCAGUUUUUCUGAGAAUUCUAUUCCCGGUGUAGUUAUGCCAGCAUGAUUAAUCCACAUGUGUUGAGGCAUAUUGUUAUACUUCCACUUAUAUAUAUAUAUAUUUUAAAAAGCUGGUCAUCUGUUUUGUAAGAAUUGUUUACUGAAGACAUUUUUGUGUGUUUUUUGUUGCUUUUGUCUGCUCCUCUGACUCUUCUGAGAUUAAGCUCUAGAUUUUGUGUCCAUCGGUAACUUGAGAUAGGCAGGUUGUCCUCCCCAGUCACGUGGUCAGCCUGAGCAUCCUUUGGCAGAUCCAGCAGGCUGCCUCGCGUGUCUCCAGUAAAGGUUACUGAGUGAACGAGCCCCGCUGCUGCUUCCUAUAGUCGCCUCAUCUCCCGCUUGUAGCUUCUUCUCCUCUGUGCAGACUGCUCUGUGAAAACGCAGGUAAGUCCGCGAAAUGAUCCAUGCAAGCGUUACAGCCUUGAGUUUUGAGUGGGCAACUACGCACCGUGGCAUCAGCGUGAUGCUGCGUGGAUACUUGCCGUGCAACAAAGACAUGCAUGUGCUUUGGCAAAGUAAAUGGCUGCCUAAUGCUGCGGAUUUAAUGCUUUCGCUCAAACUGAGACACGCCAGCUUGCAAAGGAAGGCUGCAGAGUGAGUCCUCGCAGGUGGAGCGCUGUCUGUGGGUGCAGGGGCUGCUGGAGAGGCAGAUACGUCUUCAUUACUCAUUGUGCAGGUGGAGCAGCGCUCCUCCGAGUCGGAGGCGGUGGCGUUGUGCUCAUUGUAGUACGCUGAUAGUCGAUAUUGUUGGUUUAUCGCAGAAAGUAGCUCUAGUUGUCGCUCGCAGAAGAUCAGUGGCUCUGGAUUGUGUGAAAUAGUCCGACGUUCAAGUUCAAACAGUAGCUGGAGGUGGCGGUAAGGUCACAUAGUAAUGACUCAGCAACCGUCGUCUGCUGAGGAGAGUAAACUCGGGCUGUUUUUGGAGGAUUUCCAGGAACUGAAGGUUUAAAGAAGCUGCCUGUUUGUUCCCGUGGAAACCAGCGGAGUGGAGCAGGUUAUGCCACCCCAAAGGCUUCCUGGAUCCCCAGCAGUGAAAGAGAAGGGCUGAUCCCGUCCUCCUCCAGGUUCCUGCCGUGCAGCCCUUCUUUCCCUCCUUCUCUGUCCUGCUUAUUCCCCUCUCCCAAAGAUACAAACCCUACCUGACCCCAACCCCCAAACACUUUGACCUUUGUCACCCACCUCUUGGACCAGUCACAUCCACCGCAUCAUCUUCCCCACAGCAAUUCCAUAGCCAGUCUCCCCUCAUUCCAGCCACACUAGUCAACUUCCCUGCGGGACCCUGCUCGUUUUAGAGGUCUGCUCUACCCUCUGGCUGCUUGGCGGGCCCCAUGGCUACAGGAGGUCAUGCCCCUGACAUAGAUGUGUUAAUAAACCUACAGCAGGUAAGGGUGGAAGAGGAAGAUGAGGAUGGAUGCGUGGAGGACCAGGAGGAAGAAGAGGAGGAAGAGAACUGGGAGAAAGCUCUGUCUGUGGAGCGCUUUGCAGACAUCAUCAGUGACUCUGCUUCUACCAGUGGAGACAGGAUGGGGCGACACUACACUGAGAAAGACUUUGAGUAUCACAGACACACAUUUCACCAUAUGCACCACCCCUUGUCCACUCACCUGCCUGUGCCCCAGCGUUUACGGAAGAGGGUACACAGCAUGGAGAAGAGGCGCAAAAAGAAGCGGAGAAAAAAAAAGACCUCGCUGCCGCCUUCUGACGUUACGCCCACCAUACACGAGGUAGACGAGGAAGAGGCAGAGUCGGAGACCGAAGGGCAAGGGGUGGCUGCCACUCCCACAGAGCUGCCUGAAGUCCAGCCACAGUUUAGUUUGGGGAGCCAAGAGGACUUGGGGGAACCCCUUCAACACACUAUCGUCCACACGGAAAACGAAGAACAACCUUUGUCGAGGAAAACAACCGCGCUGACUCUGAUAAAGGAGGCGGCUCAUAAUGGGGGAAUAACUAUUACUGGACAGAACGAUGACAUGGAUGGAGGAGAAGCAGCAUGCAACAGUGUUCCCUCAGGAUCAGAUCCCUCAAGUUCAGUCACACCUCAUGGCUGGUUCCGCAAGAAGCCUGUCCACCACCGUCUGCUGGGCACCCAGCGAAGCAACUACGACCUGCGGGAGCGGAUCUGCAUCGGCAGCAUGACUGCCCUGGAGACUGCCGUCUAUCAGCAGGUGCCCACUGAUGAGGCUGAAGCCCAAAUGUUGGUCAGCGCUGAUCUGGAUGACAUGAAAAGUCACAGAUUUGAGGAUAACCCCGGGGUGCGUCGGCACCUGGUGAAGAAGUCGUCCCGAUGUCACAUGAGCCGAACCAGCAACAGUUCUACGCCGCUGUGCAGCCUGAAGAAGAAGAAGAGGGCUGCGGAAAAGAAAACUCACGAGUUGUUUGUGGAGCUGAACGAGCUGAUUGUGGAGAAGGACCAUGAAAUGCGAUGGAAGGAGCGCGCUCGCUGGAUCAAGUUCGAGGAGGAUGUGGACGAUGAGACGGACCGCUGGGGAAAACCUCAUGUGGCCUCACUGUCCUUCCGCAGCUUGCUGGAGCUUCGCCGCACCAUCACACAUGGUGCCAUCCUAUUGGACCUUGAACAGACCUCUCUGCCCGGCAUCGCCCACCUGGUCGUGGAGACGAUGAUCAUUUCCGAUCAGAUCAAAGCCGAGGAUAGGCCCAACGUUCUUCGGGCCCUGCUUCUUAAACACAGCCAUCUAAGCGAUCACAAAACUCGUUUUCAUCGCCACCACUCAUCGGGCAGUCUUCAUGGCAGCUUCAACCACAACCACGUCCACGACACCAACCAGCCAUUGGUGUCCGAAGAGCACGAUGAGCACCACGAACACAAAGGACCCGUGUACGAUCCCAAACAAGACGUUUUUGUUAGCCUGUUUAAAUCUCUCCACCCUCUGCCGGAGACUCAUCCAGCCACAGCCAGAUCUAUGAAACUUCUCGCCAAGAUUCCCAAAGACGCUGAGGCUGUCAUUGUUUUAGUUGGUUGUGUUGAAUUUCUGGAGCAGCCGGCUAUGGCCUUUGUCAGGCUGAGCGAGGCAGUCCUUCUGGAGUCCGUGCUUGAGGUUCCCGUCCCUGUUCGAUUUAUUUUCGUCCUUCUCGGGCCCAGUCAGUCCAACAUGGACUAUCAUGAAAUUGGACGUUCUUUCUCCACUCUCAUGUCAGACAAGAACUUCCAUGAGGUUGCCUACUUUGCUGAUGACAGACAAGACCUCCUGAAUGGCAUCAAUGAAUUCCUGGACUACAGCAUCGUGAUUCCACCGUCAGACGUGGAGGGAAAAGACCUCCUGAAGACAGUGGCUGACUUUCAGAAGCAGAUGCUGCGGAAGAGAAAGGAAAGAGAGCUAAAGAAGCACAGCUCCUUAAUUGGAGUAGAGUCAGAAAUCAAAGAGGUGAGUCCUGAGGAGGAGGAGGAGGGAGAACAGGAAGUGGAUCCAUUAAAGCGCUCAGGAAUGCCGUUUGGAGGUUUGAUCCACGACAUCCGCAGGCGUUACCCGCAAUAUGUGAGCGACUUAAAAGACGCCCUGGACAUGCAGUGCAUUGCUGCUGUCAUCUUCAUCUAUUUUGCCGCACUGUCACCCACUAUUACCUUUGGAGGCCUCCUGGGAGAGAAAACAGAGGGCAUGAUGGGAGUGACUGAACUCAUUGUUUCCACUGCAACUAUCGGAGUUAUAUUCUCACUGUUUGCUGGACAACCCCUUCUCAUCACCGGCUUCUCUGGACCCUUACUGGUGUUUGAAGAGGCCUUCUAUAAGUUCUGUCAGGUCUACAACUUUGAGUACCUGACUGGUCGAGUGUGGAUCGGCUUCUGGCUCAUCUUCAUCGUCCUGGUGAUUGUGGCAGCAGAGGGUAGCUUCCUUGUCCGCUACAUCUCACCUUUUACACAGGAGAUUUUUGCUUUCCUCAUCUCCCUCAUCUUCAUCUAUGAAACUUUCUCUAAGCUCAUCAAGGUUUUUAAGGAACAUCCACUGAUGGCAGUGUAUCCCACUGACGCCAGUGGGUCUCAAAAUUUGGAUGGUCCCAUAUACAACCAGCCUAACACUGCUCUUCUAUCUCUGGUGCUCAUGAUGGGUACUUUCUUUGUUGCAUUCUUUCUCAGGAAGUUUCGAAACAGCCGGUUUUUAGGUGGCAAGGCCAGAAGGAUUAUCGGUGACUUUGGCAUCCCGAUCUCAAUCUUAGUUUCAGUACUGGUGGAUUAUGCCAUUACUGACACUUACACACAGAAACUCAAUGUGCCAUCAGGUUUUUCUGUCACGUCUCCUGACAAGAGAGGUUGGUUUAUCAGCCCCUUUGGUGACAAGAAGCCCUUCCCUACUUGGAUGAUGGGGGCGUCUGUUGUUCCUGCCUUGCUUGUGUUCAUUCUUAUUUUCAUGGAAACUCAAAUUACUUCAUUAAUAGUCAGCAAGAAGGAGCGUCGGCUGGUUAAAGGCUCUGGCUUCCAUCUGGAUCUCCUGCUCAUUGUCAUCCUGGGUGCCCUCUGCCCCCUUUUUGGCUUGCCAUGGCUCACGGCAGCCACUGUGCGGUCUGUCACUCAUGUUAAUGCGCUCACAGUGAUGAGCAAGGCCACGGCUCCUGGAGAAAAGCCCAUGAUCCAGGAGGUGAAAGAGCAGAGGCUCACCGGACUUCUUGUGGCUGUGCUUGUUGGUAUGUCCAUAGUGAUGACAGAUAUUCUCCGCCUCAUCCCUCUGGCUGUGCUUUUCGGGAUCUUCCUGUACAUGGGGGUCACCUCUCUGACGGGCAUCCAGCUGUACGAACGCAUAACGCUUAUGGUCACGCCUGCCAAGCACCACCCGGACCACAUCUACGUCACCAAGGUGAAGACAUGGCGCAUGAACAUGUUUACCAUCAUUCAGCUGGCAUGCAUCGUGGCUCUGUGGGUAGUGAAGUCUACUGCGGCCUCCCUGGCGUUCCCCUUCGUCCUCAUCAUGACGGUGCCACUGCGACGCCUCAUCCUCUCCAGGAUCUUCGAGGAGCGUGAGCUCCAGGCGCUGGAUUGUGAUGAAGAUUCGCCCAACUUUGAUGAAGACGGACGAGAUGAGUACAAUGAGAUCCACAUGCUUGUAUAAAUUUAAGCUGGAACCAGCUAAAAGAAUCACCUACAUCCUGCAGGUCUGACCAAUCGGAGGAAGCAAAUCUUGGAAACCUCAUUGUCUCUGGAUAGCAAGAGGAGCUUCUUCAAUGGUGUUUGUAAAAUAUACAGAAUCUUUAGCUGGAUAAGCACUUUUUACCUUUAUUUAAUCCAGUUUUUUUUUUCAAGCACAUCUAAUGUUAGAUCUUUGUGGUGGUGUCAAUGUCUUAACCCUGACAGAAAUAGCACUGAAUGCAUACCUGAAGUGGACUAUACAAAUCUAGAAACAUAACAUAACUUACAUGAACUCUUUUUACCUGAUGUCUCCCUUUAAUUAGUCUCCAGGUUCUGGGCAUAAGUGCAAUGAUAAUGGGGACCUUUAGGACUGCAGCAGGCUUGAUUAAUUCAGGCUUAUUUUG
Oreochromis aureus is the source of this 5640-nucleotide messenger RNA. It is a transcript of the gene slc4a3, whose product is annotated as solute carrier family 4 member 3. Gene Ontology annotation, biological process: bicarbonate transport; monoatomic anion transport; regulation of intracellular pH. Bases 1491 to 5219 code for a protein of 1242 amino acids. Gene Ontology annotation, cellular component: plasma membrane. Gene Ontology annotation, molecular function: monoatomic anion transmembrane transporter activity; solute:inorganic anion antiporter activity. Lineage: Eukaryota; Metazoa; Chordata; Actinopteri; Cichliformes; Cichlidae. The transcript is spliced from 23 exons. The record is from RefSeq and is a predicted model, not a curated record.